Cololabis saira (Pacific saury) is the source of this 2275-nucleotide messenger RNA. Its product is annotated as cytochrome P450 3A30-like. NCBI's taxonomy places the organism in Eukaryota, Metazoa, Chordata, Actinopteri, Beloniformes, Belonidae. The record is from RefSeq and is a predicted model, not a curated record. Gene Ontology annotation, molecular function: oxidoreductase activity, acting on paired donors, with incorporation or reduction of molecular oxygen; heme binding; steroid hydroxylase activity. The transcript is spliced from 13 exons. The coding region runs from base 85 to 1581 and encodes 498 amino acids.
GGUUCAGGACUCCUCCUACAGCUGAGACGCUUUAAAACACAUUGUUUCCUGAUUUCACUGGUGGUUGGAAAGAGUCGAAUCAGGAUGAUUUUCACGUUGUUUUCUGCGACCACAUGGACUUUACUGGCUCUCUGUUUUACCCUGUUGCUACUAUAUGGAAUUUGGCCAUAUAGGUUUUUCAAAAACCUGGGAAUAUCAGGACCAAGGCCUCUGCCUUUUAUUGGCACCUUGUAUGGAGCAUCAAAGGGCAUCCUUUCCUUUGACAUUGGGUGUCAGAAAAAGUAUGGAGAUGUCUGGGGAUUGUUUGAUGGACGGCAACCAGUCUUGAUGGUUUCGGACCCCGAGAUUAUCAAAACUGUGUUGGUGAAGGAAUGCUACAGUGUAUUUACAAACCGCAGGGAUAAUAUGGGACUGAGCGGACCACUGGAUGAUGCAGUUACAGAUGUUAAAGAUGAAAGAUGGAAACGUAUUCGCAGUACACUCUCUCCAUGCUUCACCAGUGGGAGACUGAAAAAGAUUUUUCCCAUUGUUGCCACAUAUGCUGAUCGACUUGUUCAGAAACUUGGAAAGACAAAUUUGGAUGAGUCCGUCGAUGUCAAAGAAUUUGUGGGACCUUACAGUUUGGACACUGUAACGAGUGCAUCUUUCAGUGUGGAGGCCGAUACCAUAAACAAUCCUGAUGAGCCUGUAAAUGUUCACAUCAAGAAGGUUCUGAACAUGAACUUUUGGCCUUUUAUUUUCGCAAUGAUCUUUCCCUUUGGUAGUCGUCUGCUGAAUCUCCUUAAAAUUGACAUAUUACCCAGAGAAAGUGUGGAUUUUUUUUACAACAUCAUCAAGAGAUUUAAAGACCAGCAUAACGCAGAGGAAUCGACACGUGGAGAUUUCCUGCAGGUGAUGAUUCAGAAUGAGAUUCCAGAAAAAGAUAUAAAGAAUGAACAUGAGCAGCCAAGUAAAGGUUUGACUGAACACGAGAUCUUUUCUCAGGCCUUGAUCUUCAUCUUUGGUGGCUAUGACACGACCAGUACCACCCUGUCUUUCAUCCUUUACAAUCUGGCCACAAACCCUGAUCCAAUGAAAACUUUGCAGGAAGAAAUCGAUACCAAGCUGCAGAAAGAUGCUUCUAUUACAUAUGAGGACCUGAAUAAUCUGCAGUACCUGGACCAGGUCAUUUGUGAGUCGAUGCGGGUGAUUCCCGCUGCACCUCGUCUUGAGAGAAUGUGCAAGAAGACUGUGCAGAUCCACGGACUCACCAUCCCUGAAGGAACCCUGGUUGGGAUUCCUGCACACAUUUUACAGAAGGACCCACGCUUUUGGAACUCACCUGAGCUUUUCAGACCAGAGAGGUUCAGUAAAGACAAUGAGAGCGAGGUGAACCCGUAUGCAUACAUGCCAUUUGGCCUCGGCCCUCGUAACUGUGUUGGGAUGCGGUACGCAAUCCUCGUCGUAAAGGUGGUUCUUGCGCGUCUGCUGCAGAACUACACUGUGGAAACAUGCAAAGACACCAUGAUUCCUCCGCAGUUUGACUGGAAGUUUCAACCACUUCAGCCCGUAAAGCUCAAGUUUGUUCCCAGAGAGAAGUGAUACAAGAUGGAAAAACUCCAUAUGUAAUCUACACAGAUUUUUAUCAGUAGUAUUUACUUAUAAUGUAUUGAAUGUGUCUGGGUCCAGAGCUGCAGGUCCUCUACCGACCACCAGGGUCUGGGUCCAGUCGAAUAUAUGUAUAAAUCCAAUUUUAUCUUUUCAUUUUCAUUCGAUUGUUGUUCAAUUCAAUCUUUACUCUUUCAUUUUUCUUUUCAUUCUCAAUGGUCAUGAAGUAUAAAUUCUUUAAUAAUUUUUAAUUUAUUUUAAACCACUUAAGCUUAUAAGUUUUCCUGACCUCUCCAAGUAUAUGUGUUUGAAUGUCAGGAAGAACACUUAAUGUAAGCGCCAUUUAUUAGUAACAGUUGUAUUUUAUUGAUUGUAUUUUAUUUAGACAUGUGUGGUUUCCAUGAUGGGUCUCUUAUUUUGAAGUUGUACCGGAAGUUUGAAAUUACCAAAACAUAAAGUAAAAUAUGUGUGGAUGGCGGACAACGGAAGAAUAUAUUUGACCGUAUCGUAAGUGUAUCGCAAUAUCAGACAAUUCAACAAGCAAAACAAGGUGUGAUCUCCAUGCUGAGUGGGUGUUUGUCAAAAUAAGCUUCCUACAAAUUGUUACUACACUUUUUUUUUUUUUUAAAGUUACUACACUUUAAAGGAGCUGUAUGUAAGAGCAAUAAUAAAACGAAUCAUAAAAUGA